AUGAAGGGGGAGGCCGCUCCCAAGGGCCAGCCUCGCGCCCUGGUAGAAGGUUUCGAAAAUUCUCAGUUUGCAGCCGUUGUUGGGUGCUGCUGCUGUAGCUCCACGUUUUCUCUUUUCAUGCUAUUGUUCGCUUACUGCAAAAGCAUUCCGAUCAACAGCCAGGUCACCGUCGACGUGGUGCAUGAGCUCUUGGGUGGACAGUUUCGCCUGCUAGCGAGCGACAUGCCCCAUCAGCAGCAGCCGAGCAUCGUGGAGGCUGCCAUCAAUCAGCUGGAUGGGGACCCCUGGGAGGGCGUUGCGGCAGCCGCGGAUAGCACGCUGACUUGGGGCUCGGCGGACGCCGCAAAGGUGGUUGCAUUGAUGUACAAUGUUACCAAGGUGAACGGCGUUUGGGAGAAUGUGCCCGAAAAGCUUCGCGGCGUCUUCUGGAUGAGGGGCAACGGGGUUCCGGAGGAGGUCGCCGUGCUGCAGUAUGGUUUGUGGUCGGAGACUUCGCUCAUGUACCUUGUCCCGAGCUCUCCGUUUAGCUGGUCUUGGCCAAAGGGCAAGCCCGCCAAGGCACCGUAUGGCGGUAACUUGUAUACCCCAGACUCGACUUAUUUCAGCGCGAUGAAGCUCACCGAAGGCCAGACAGGUGAGGGUGUCCGUCCGCCUCCUACCUUUAGCUAUGGGUGGAGUUCACCGUCGUUGACUAACGCACUCCUGCAAGUGCAUCCUGGUGACAACCUGUUGGACGAACUAAUCAAUUUGAAUGCACUGACUGACGGGAUUGGCCCCUCGUGGGGGACAGGAGAGUUCAGGCUCAUCGAGGACACACCAGAUGGAAUCCAAUGGAACCGCGAUAUUAGGUGGGGAAUCGGCGGUUGUCAGUGCUUGGACUUUGGUGGCUACGAUCUCGUCAAAAUCAUCGACGGUAACGGCGCCACUGUGCAGCCCAACUACGACGAGUUUAUCGAUUACAUGGGCGAUGUUCCCCUUAUUCUCUGGACGGGGCACAAGAGCAGCAGUUCUGGAGCGGAUAACAUUUCCUCCCCCGCGGGGAAACUGUAG
Messenger RNA from Prorocentrum cordatum, 1050 nucleotides. The record is from the annotation of a GenBank genome assembly. NCBI's taxonomy places the organism in Eukaryota, Dinophyceae, Prorocentrales, Prorocentraceae.